Messenger RNA from Podospora pseudopauciseta, 3073 nucleotides. RefSeq lists its product as uncharacterized. The record is from RefSeq and is a predicted model, not a curated record. Gene Ontology annotation, cellular component: cytoplasm. Lineage: Eukaryota; Fungi; Ascomycota; Sordariomycetes; Sordariales; Podosporaceae. Gene Ontology annotation, molecular function: guanyl-nucleotide exchange factor activity.
CAACAAAAGCGACGACAGCAGCAAGGGAAAUAAAAGUGCCAAUUGUAUUAAUGGCAUUGUUGGCAAGAUUACAAUUGAUCUCGAUGGGGCAGUAGAGUAGGCAAACACGAUCAAUAAGGGCACAAUUGAAGAAUAAUAGGGCGCACCAUAUUGCGGACCCCAUUGUGGAAGACCAACCCCCUGCAAAAACAAGAAAAAUAGCGGGAACCCAUCCAACCCGAGCCCAAAAAAGUCGUGCGCGCGCCGGCCCAAAAUUCCUCCCUCGAACCCUUAACCCUCUCACACCUCGACACCCCGUUCCAUCGACUGUCAACAAAGACACCAAUAAAAAGGUCGCGACUCUACCACGAUCUUGUCCCCGUUGAGCCUCACAAGCACCAUCUUUGCCCUCUCCACGUCUUUCUCACAGCCCUCUUGACCUCUCCCUCACAAAGCGCCUACUCAGGACAUCACGGACCAUCGCGUCAACAACACGAGCCAUGCCUCCCAAAAGAGCUGCCGCGACAGCCGCGAGCGCUGCGACCAAAAAGACGGCUGUCGCUACCACCACCACCAAGAAGACCACUGCCACGACGGCUACUAAGAAGACUACUAUUGCUGCGGCGACCAAGAAGACUGUCGCUACCACCAAGAAGGCUGCUGCCGCGCCCAAGAAGGCCGCCGCUGCUCCCAAGAAGGCCGCGCCCAAGAAGGCCGCGCCCAAGAAGAAGACUGUCGCUGAGGUUGCCCCCGAGUCUGAUAAGGAAAACACGGAGGAGCCUGAGAAGAAGGUCGUUACCACCAAGAGAAAACGCACCCGGGAUGACGAGGAGCAAGCCCCAGUCGCGUCAAGUUCCGAGGACGAGAGUGCCCAAGAGCCUGUCGACGCGCAGGCGCAACCGGCCAAGAAGAGGAAGGUCGCCGCUCCUAAAGCCCCCGCUGCGAAGCGCCCUGCCCGCGUCCUGAAGGCCAUCAACGAGAAGCCCAAGCGUGUUCUCGACAUGUUUGUGUUUGGCGAGGGCACCGCUGGCGAGCUCGGUCUUGGCAGUGUUAAGGUGGACGGCAAGAAGCCCAUCGAUGUCAAGCGUCCCCGCCUGAACCCCAAUGUCUCCAAUGUUGUUCAGAUUGCUUGCGGUGGCAUGCACGUUGCUGCUCUUACCAAGGACAACAAGAUCUUCACCUGGGGUGUCAACGAUCAGGGCGCUCUCGGACGCGACACCACGUGGGAUGGUGGGCUCAGAGAUGUUGAGGAUGAGGACGAUGACAGUGAUGACGAGGACGACACUGGCAUGAACCCCAAGGAGAGCACUCCUGCCGAGAUUGACACGAGCGGCCUCCCCGAGGGUAUUGAGUGGGUUCAGGUUGUUGCCAGCGACAGCGCGACUUUUGCUCUCACCACCACUGGCCAGGUCUAUGGAUGGGGUACAUUCAGGAGCAACGAGGGUGUACUGGGCUUCAGUCGUAGUGUUGGCAUUCAGAGGACCCCAGCCCACGUCCCCGAGCUGUCCAAGAUCAAGCAGCUUGCUGCCGGUCUCAACCACAUCCUCGCCCUCGACGAGAAGAAUAAGAUUUACGCCUGGGGCGCCGGCCAACAAGCCCAGCUUGCUCGCCGUCUCCUCGAGCGCGACGACACCGCUGCCCUCUACCCUGCCGGCGUUGGUUCUCUCCCCGGCCGCGCCAAGGCCGUCAAGCUUGCCUGCGGUUCUUACCACUGCUUCGUCAUUGACACCAAGGGCCGUGUCAUCAGCUGGGGUCUCAACAACUACGCCGAGUGCGGCCACGAGGACUCUGUCGGCGUCGACGGCGGCUACGUCAUGCGCCCCCAGAUUGUCGAGUCGCUCAGCGGUUACGAGAUUGCCGACAUUGCCGGCGGUGAGCACCACUCUUUGGCAUGCACCACCGAUGGCAAGCUCCUCACCUGGGGCCGGAUUGAUGGCCACCAGGUCGGUCAGCCAACCGGUUCGUUCACCGAGGACAAUACUAUUUAUGACGACCGCCAGAAGCCAAGAAUCCUCGUCGUCCCUACCGAGAUCCCCGAGGUCAAGGAUGUUGUCCAGGUCGCCGCUGGCACCGACCACAGCUUUGCUGUCACCAAGGAUGGCAAGGUUUACAGCUGGGGUUUCUCGGCCAACUACCAGACUGGCCAGGGGACUACGGAUGAUAUUGAGUCGCCAACACUUAUUGACAACACCGCCAUCAGGGACAGGAAGAUCGUCUUUGCUGGUGCGGGCGGGCAGUACGGUAUUGUUGCUGCCGAGAAGGAGGAGGCUCAGAAUUAGGAGGCUUCUGAUGAGGAUGAGGAGACUGCCCCUGAGGAUGAGGGUGUUAGUCCUCCUCUUCCUGAAGAUGAGGGUGCUACUGCUUCUGAUGAAGAAGCUGAAGGGGGUUGCUGCUGAUGGGAGUCCUUCUGAUGAUGACGAUGAGGGGCAGUGUUUCUUCUGGAGGGUCAGGAUCAAGAAAGAGGAAGAGAGACAGCGACUCGGAGGAUGAGGAGGAUAGUGCCCGUCCACCGACCGCGAAAGAAAAGAGCGAGGGAUGUGCUGCGCUCGUAGGACGAUUCGGAGGAUGAGGUUGCGAGGGAUGAAUUGACGAACUGAGGAGACUACCGUGAGCUAGGAAGAGGUUGAGAAUUCUCGAGAUUUGUGGACGAGAUUUGAAGGGGCAUGUCGUCUUUGUUGUCUGUAACGGUCCAAUGGAUUAUCACGGCCUGUUGUGUGGUCAGCGAGGAGAAGAAGGGGGGAGGGGGUUGUUUGAUCAAUAUAUUAGGGGUGUUUUUUUCUUUCCUCGGGCUGGGUUUCCAUCACGGCACGGGGGAUUCUUCAUGCAUGGUGUUUUCGGUUGGCGGGGGGGAGGGGGCAAAUGGUUUUUUUCACAUGGGUCGGGCUCGUUGUAUUUGACGUUUUCACUUUUUGCCGCUCUCGGGUCUCGUGCUACAAAGCAUAGAAUAUAAUGGUGGAACAAGAAAAGGUUGUGGGGGGGUCGUGGCAGGAUAAAUACCACACAGACUUGCGGACUGGACAUGAAAGCAUUUGCAUUAGCGGAAUCAAAUCAAAAGAGAGAGCCUGAAUAAAAUUUUCAAAAGCGGGAACAUGUU